Molecule: messenger RNA, 3747 nt
Organism: Aureobasidium namibiae CBS 147.97
Lineage: Eukaryota; Fungi; Ascomycota; Dothideomycetes; Dothideales; Saccotheciaceae
Product: PLP-dependent transferase
Exons: 4
Coding region: 1-3747 (1248 amino acids)
Biological process (GO): carboxylic acid metabolic process
Cellular component (GO): cytoplasm
Molecular function (GO): RNA binding; pyridoxal phosphate binding; carboxy-lyase activity
Source: RefSeq, a predicted model, not a curated record
AUGCCUCGCGAAAUGAAAAAGAGAGGCCGCAGAGGCGAGGAGAAGAAGAGAAAGCUGGAAGAGGAAGAGGAGGCAGUCGACCAAGAAUUUGCGCAACCGAAGCGACAGAGGACCGAAGACGGUGGCGACGAAGCAGCCGACCAGCAGGACUUUGUUGCCCUUGCCCAAGACGGCGCAUACCCCAAUGGCGACUACCAGAACGGCGAGGGUCAGGGCCCGCCUGUUGAGCAGGUCUUCUUUGGUAUGCUGGACGAGGAAGAGCAGGAAUACUUCAAGCGUGCCGACGAGAUGCUCGAGAUGAACAACUUUGCCGAUGCUGAAGAGAGAUCGCUGUUCCUGGCCAACGUCUACCGCGAAGCCAAUGGCAAGGAGCUCAAGAUUGCCAAUAGCCAGUCGUGCUCGAGACUGAUGGAGAGGCUGAUCCAAUUGUCGACACCGGCCCAACUCAAGACGCUGUUUCAAAAGUUCAGCGGCAACUUCAUGCACCUGUUCCAACAUCGCUUCGCCUCGCACUGUUGCGAGAAGCUCUUCAUUCAAGCCGCCCCCGCCGUCACUGACGAACUCCUCCACCCUUCCAAGCACCAAGAUCAGACAACCGACGACGGCGAUGUCUACGUCAGCAUGGAGAACCUCUUCCUCUUCACCCUCGGAGAGAUGGAAGGCAACGUCGGCUUCCUCAUGACCGAUCGCUUCGCCUCGCACACCCUCCGCGUCCUGCUCCUUGUAUUGGCCGGCGAACCUCUCUCGGACUCAACCAACAAGUCCUUGAUGCAAAGCAAGAAGAAGGAGCACGUCACCGUCAACGGCAGUACCAACGACAAGGAGGAUGCUACUUCCAAAGACAAAGAAGACAAACGUCCCGUCCCCAAGUCCUUCACAGAAGCCCUCGAGAAACUCAUGACGGCCAGUGUUUCUGGACUCGACACAACCAGCCUUCGCGCACUCGCCACACAUCAACUUGGAAACCCUGCUCUGCAACUUCUCAUCAGACUCGAGCUCACCCAAUUCGGCAAGUCCAAAGCAAAGGACGAGAACUCCAUCUUCCGCACUCUCCUCCCCGACGACCCAAUCACGCCAGAGUGCGAUAGCGCUUCUUUCAUCAAUGGCCUCCUCUUCGAUCCCAUCGGUUCUCAUCUUAUCGAGUGCAUUGUCGAACACGCCCCCGGAAAGAUGUUCAAGAGUCUGUACAGAGGUCUGUUGAAGGACCGUAUGGCAUCACUAGCUCGCAACGAGAUUGCUUGCUACGUUGCCUGCAAAGUCCUCGAGAGAUUGAGCAAGGACGAUCUCCUGGAAGCACACGAGCAAAUCUGCCCGCAGAUCCCCAGUCUGCUGGAGCGCAACCGCUUCGCAGUCAUCAAGACUCUGAUCGCUAGAUGUGCAGUCAGAGACAUUGACUGCCAGGCCAUCGCCCUCCAACUCAACGAAGCCUAUAACGGCCCCGAAGGCUUCGACAUUGAAAAAAUGCUCAAGUCCGACACUGACAACACAGCUACCAACGGCAACACCGCACCACCGCCAGAAGGCAUGCCCGCUCACAUCGCCGAAGAGCGCGCAAACCCACACACCAUCAAACUUCAAGGCUCGCUGCUAGCCCAAUGCAUGAUUCUUGUCCCUGGCGCCCUCAGCGCCCUAGUUCUCGAAAGCCUGGCUUCCCUCCCACCCACCACAUUGAAGAAAAUGGCCUCCGAUACCAUCAUCUGCCGUACCCUUCAAGCAGCAAUGACAUCCCACAACGCCUCUAUCAUCUCCCGCCGAAAACUAAUCCAGCAAUUCUUCGGGCACAUUGGUGAAAUGGCCUUGGAUUCCAAAGCCUCCCGCGUGGUUGACGCCAUCUGGGAAGGCACGCAUGGUCUGGCCUUCAUCCGUGAACGCAUCGCUGAAGAACUCAAUGAAAAUGAAGCCCAGCUCAGAGACAACCCCUGCGGACGCGCCGUAUGGAAGAACUGGAAAAUGGACUUGUACAAGCGCAGACGAGGCGAGUGGGUCAAGCAGUCCAAGAACAAGGCAUCCAACGACGGAUUCCAGAGUUUCUCAGAGCAACAACAAGCUGCCACGAAUGGUGCCGCUCAAGGAGGAGAAAAGAAAAGUGCUAUUCAAUUGGCUAGAGAAAGACAUGCGGCUAAUAAAGCAAAGACGCAGCAAGCGAGGGAAAAACAUGUUGCUGGUGGAAGUAGACCUAGUGGCGGCAGCUCGAACUCGAGUAAACAUGCUUCGGAGAUCGCAAUUGACCAACGAACACAGCUUCUCAACUCGAUCCAAGACCUGAUCAUCCCAUUCAUCCGCUCCGCAGACGAAGAUGCAGCAACAAAGCACACGGGCCACGGCCUCGCCAUCCAAGGCCAAGGACCCCGAACCGCCCUCGUCGAAUACCAUCCCCCGAACAAGCUAAAGUCGCUCUUCGAUGUGCAGCUUCCCGAGGCUGCUGCUGGCAAGAGUGGAUUACUCGACGUCGUGGAAAAGCUGCUCAAGUACAGUGUCAAUACUUGGGAUCAGGGCUUCAUGGAUAAACUGUAUGCCUCCACCAACGCGGUGGGUGUGGUGUCUGAAUUGCUGCUUGCGGUGUUGAACACGAAUCUGCAUGUCUAUCAGGUUUCUCCUGCUUUGACGAUUGUGGAAAAGACGACGAGUAAGGCAUUGGCAAAACUCUAUGGCUUUGGCGGCGCACAUGGCGGUGGUAUCUCUCAACCUGGUGGCUCGGCGAGCAAUGCGACAAGUAUUGCUAUUGCAAGAAACACGCUGCAUCCGGAAACCAAAACCGAUGGUAUCAACGGAAGACGGUUCACUCUGUUCACCUCUGCGCACGGCCAUUAUUCUUUAGAGAAAGCAGCACAGAUGUUUGGAUUUGGCUCUUCUGCUGUCAUUGGCGUCGCUGUCGACGAGCAAGGCCGCAUGCUCCCUUCUGCUCUCGACGAGGCAAUUCAAGCUUCAAAAGAUAAAGGCGAAGUCCCUUUCUACGUCAACGCCACUGCUGGAACCACUGUACUGGGCUCCUACGACCCCAUCGCUGCCAUCGCCGACGUCUGCGAGAAACACAAAGUCUGGCUUCACAUCGAUGGCUCCUGGGGUGGUCCUGUGAUCUUCUCUGCUGCUCACAAGCACAAAUUGCAGGGCAUCGAAAGAGCAGACUCGAUUGGCGUCACACCGCAUAAAAUGCUUUCGGUACCCAUGACUUGCUCGUUCUUGCUCGGAAAAGAUAUGAGACAGUUCCAGAGAGCAAUGACAUUACCCGCUGGUUAUCUCUUCCACAGCAACGAAGACGAAGACGCUUCCUCUGCAAACACCAACGCAACCUCUCCUCCCGAUGUCGAGCGCCCCGAAGCAGAAAUCUGGGAUCUGGCGGACCUAACGCCUCAAUGCGGUCGUCGCGGUGAUGCGCUCAAACUCGCCCUCUCAUGGAUCUAUCAUGGUUCCUCUGGCUUCGAGGCCUCCAUCGACUCUGCAUUUUCCGCUGCUGCUACGCUCGCAGACUUGGUCUCUUCGAACGCUGCGUUUACGCUGGUAUCAGAGAACCCGCCGCCGUGUUGGCAGGUGUGCUUUUACUACAACAAGCAGGCAGACAAGGAGAAGAAUUCGAAGACUACAGAGACGAUUGCGAAGAAGUUAAUCCCGAGAGGCUUCAUGGUGGAUUAUGCGCCGGGCGAAGUUGGCAAGUUCUUCCGCGUUGUGGUCAAUCCUGCUACGAGGAAGGGUACGCUGGAGGGAUUGGUCAAGGCUAUCGAGGAGAUUGGUGGUGAGACUCAGGUAUAG